Molecule: messenger RNA, 3025 nt
Organism: Ictalurus punctatus (channel catfish)
Lineage: Eukaryota; Metazoa; Chordata; Actinopteri; Siluriformes; Ictaluridae
Product: RING finger protein 223
Exons: 2
Coding region: 1193-1897 (234 amino acids)
Biological process (GO): protein ubiquitination
Molecular function (GO): ubiquitin protein ligase activity
Source: RefSeq, a predicted model, not a curated record
UGCUCUCAUCACAAACUGUUGUUUUCCCAGGAGCAGUUUCUGAAAUAGUCAAACCAGCCCAUCUGGCACCAACAACCAUGCCAUAGUCACUGAGAUCACAUUUUUCCCUGCUCUGAUGUUUGAUGUAGAUAUUAACUGAAGCUCUUUACCUGUAUCUGUAUGAUUUUAUGCAUUGUGCUGCUGCCACAUGAUUGGCUGAUUUCAUGAAUAUGCAUGUGUAAAGGCAUUCCUGAUAAAGUGUGUAAGAAUGUAUGCCUUCAAAAUAAGUGCUUAUUUUGUCUUUUAUCUGGUCUCAAGCUAUUACAACACCAUUUAUUAUUUCCAGAUACUUGAUGUAUAGUAUCUUGGGAAAGAUUAUUCAGGGAACGGGUGUUUUUAUUCUUGUAAAUGCCUGGAUAGGGUUUGAAUAAUGCCCUCAUUUCCUCAACUGAUAGAUUUUAUUGUGGUGAGUUAUCAGUACUGUAGUCUAGUGGGAAAUUAAGUAGAAUGCUAUCACUGUAAACAGAAUAAUCAUUUACCAGUGGGCUGUGAUAUGCGACCAAUAUUUGUCACACAAUUUUUAGACUUUAUGUAUCAAAAUACACUGAACAGCAUGAAAUUCCAACAAACUGUAUCCCCUAAUAGUCAUUGAUAUCCAAUAAGAGGAGACUCUGAAGUAAUUCAACAGUGAUAUUCUUAAUUAUAAUCUUAAAAUGGUACAAUCUAAUAGGUUGGAAAAUAUUACCUGAGGGAAUGUCAUUCAAUUCAGCUUAGUCAUAGGAAAAUGAUACGGAAGUGCUUUGUCACCCUUAUUGUGCAGUAUAUUAGUACCAGUGUGUGUGUGAACGCCCCGCUGUUUGUAUUGUCUGCCUUAUCAGUUCCUGAAAGUCCUUCCUUCUUUCUUGCUUCAAACAUGUUUGUUCUGAAGUCUGCAAUAGGAUUGAGGUUACUGAAUCAUAGGAAGGUAACGAGACAGGUAAGGCAAAAUUUCUUAGUGGCGAGGCAGAAAGAAAUAAUAGCGUCACAGUCCUGUUCAUAUCAGAUGCGCACACAGUAGAUAAAGUGUAGGAACAAAAUAGUGGACAGAAGGAGCAAGCUUGUUAGAUGACUUUAUGCAGUGAGACAGACCUGUUUGGCAAAUUUCGAAACAAAACAAUUCCACGGAAUUUGUUCCAAGGGACUUACACAGCGUUUUCUAAUCUCUAAUGGUUCCAUGCCUAUUUGUAUAGAAGACAACAAGAUGCAGGAACCUGAAGUAUUACCAACAACAAUGUCCAAUGCAACAUCGGACACACCAGAGACAUCUCUCCCUAAAGAUGCGGACCAAGUCUGGGAUACAGCUCCAGAAUGUUCCAUUUGCUUCACCGCAUAUGAUAACACUUUUAAGACACCUAAAGUUCUGCUGUGCAAUCACACGUUCUGUUUGGAGUGCCUGUCUCGCUUUGUUGCUGUUUUACCAGAACAGAAAGGCACCCAGAUUACCUGCCCCCUUUGCAGACAACCAACUUCUGUGCCUGAAAAUGGUCCACCAGCUCUGGCCACCAGCCUGGAGGUUCUGGGGCAACUACCCAGCCACCAGCAGCAGGAGGAACAUGUAUGGCUAGAUGGAAAGAGGCUCUGCUACACAAAUCCACAGACACCCAGUGAUGUUUGCAUCGACAUUGGGGGUAACAAGCAACAGAAUGAGAACAGACAAGAGGAAACAGAGACUAAUAGGAGCAUACUGGGGAGUUGCACAGGUCUGUUCAGAAGGUGGCAGCGACUACUGAUCUUCCUAUUGGUGUUGGCCAUACUGCUCAUCAUAGUCAUCUGGCCCAUCCAGUGCAUCUUCAGCCGGGGUUCGACAGCAGGCUGCUUUGAGAGGCAGGAUGAGCAUGUGACUACCUUCCCUACAGCUUCAACCAGCAAAAAUUUGUGAAUAUUUCCAGGAUUUAACUCUUCUGGUGAACCUGCAGCGAGGUUGAGUUUUGGCUUUAAAUGCAAACUCAAAGACUGUGCCAUAGACAUGUAAAGAUUGCAGUUCCCCAAUAAUGGAUUGCUACAUCCUGGACAUUGUGUACUUUGCUAUAUAACUUAAGCUGAAGUUUUUGGGAGUUUCAUCUAUAUUUUUCAUAGCAGUCUGAAAAAAAUAGAAGAUUAAUAUUGCUGCUAAAAUCAACUGAGCCAAAAAUCUAACAAACUAUUAUCGACAGAUGAGGGAUGCUUUGGUUGAAACCUCAAAUUGGAUUGUCUGGUGUAACUAACUGUUAUGAUAAAACCUCAGUCAUUUGAAGUUGCUAACUUUGCUGAUGGAAAUCAAUAUUAUAAUUCAGAUUUUGAACAAAUAUGGAAAAUAAUAAUAUAGGUACAGCAAGAGUUGCUAUAUGUAUUAUAAUAUACAGUAAAUAUACAGAAAAUGUUAUUUUGCUUGGGGCUGUACCACAGGUUGUAUGAACUUUCUAUUUCACUGUAUUUGAACUAUGAAUAAAAAACAUUUUUAAUAAAAAAAAAUAAUUAAAUAGCUACCCCCAUGGACAGGUGCACAUAAGGACAGGAUAUAUUCACUAUUUUGAAUUGAUCCGAGCAAUCCUAAGAAUGUCUGUAUUAUACACUCUACAUUAAUAUUUAUAAAUACAGCAUUUAUCCAGAAAACUCCCUCACACUAUCACAAAUAGCACCCUGUGUAAGAAUAUUAAUCUAAGACCAUGUAAAUGAGAAAGUAGAGUGUAUAGUAUAGGAUCUAGUGUUUUUACAGUUAGUAGUUUAGUUUACUUCAUAGUAAUAAUUUUAUUGUUCAAGUUGCAGUUUAAUGCUUUUAGUCAAUGAAAUUUAUUUCAUCACCUUGGUGCCAAUACAAAAAAAAAAAAAGAGUCUUGAUUUUCGUGUCAUCCUUGUGUCUUGAGUGAUGGCGGAGCCAAGUUGAGUCAUGACUCAAGCCAUAGGUUUGAAUGAUUUGUUACUAAGAAGUAUGUUCCAGAUUUAAGAACAAAUACUACUGUAAGCAAACCCAAGGGUACAUUACUGAUAAGUCAUGCUAUUUUAUUAAAUCACAAUAUUUUUCCUCCUA